This is a messenger RNA of Cryptotermes secundus, 1791 nucleotides long. RefSeq lists its product as uncharacterized. Bases 44 to 673 code for a protein of 209 amino acids. Lineage: Eukaryota; Metazoa; Arthropoda; Insecta; Blattodea; Kalotermitidae. The transcript is spliced from 2 exons. Gene Ontology annotation, molecular function: DNA binding. Gene Ontology annotation, cellular component: nucleus; transcription regulator complex. The record is from RefSeq and is a predicted model, not a curated record. Gene Ontology annotation, biological process: regulation of transcription by RNA polymerase II.
UUGUAGGUUAAUUGCUUGGCGUUGCCUAGCUGUUUCUAAAGCGAUGGAAGAAGAAAUUAUUAAUGCAGUAUUUCAAAGAGAAGAAAUAUGGAACCCAAGACACAAUAACCACAAAAAUGUAACUGUUUUGCAGAAGAAGUGGAUUGAAGUCUCUACAACAGUUGGCAAAGAUGUUAAAACUGUGAAAGCCAAAUGGAAAUAUCUCAGAGAUUACUUCCAUCGAGAGUGCAAAAAACUGAAUCAUCCGAGAUCUGGAGCAGGAGCCGAUGAUGCACCGAAGGGGUCAUCGUGGCAAUAUUUUGACGCGAUGCUCUUCAUUAAAGAUGUUUCGACUUCUGACAAAGUCGAAUCAAGUCUACAAGAAGGACCCGAACCUGACGGAAGCCAGGAAGGAAUAUCCGAAGACUCAACUGGACAGGAAAUAAUACCGUUACCACAGAGUGAAGACUCUAUGCCACAAAGCAACUCAUCUUGUUCGUCUUCACGUGUUAAAAGGCAAAAGAAAACACAAGAGGAUGAAUUGCUGAGUGUUGAAAAAAUGAAAUUGGACUUGUUGGUGAAAGAAGCGGAACGGGAAGAAGAUGAUGAUCUCCUCUUUUUUAAAAGUUUGUUGCCAGACAUGAAAACCCUGCCUCCCAGGCGAAAACGUCUUUUGAGACUGAAAAUACAUUAACUCGUUGGGGAGCUUGAAGAUAACGAACGACAGAAUACACCAGUUGAAAUGAGUUUCGUGGUACCACCUCAAGCAUCUAACCAGCCAACAUUUUCAUUAUUUACUCAUCAAGAUUCAUUGCCUUAAAGUAGUAUGGUUUCCGUGUUAUUUUGCUACCAGCAUUAAGUGCAUUGCAUUGUUAUUGCAUUGCUUGUAUCACCAUUAAUAAUUAAUUAUUACCCUUAUUAUUACGUCAUUUGUUGUAUGAAAUCUUCGCUGUGAUUCCACUUUGAAUUAUUAUUUGUAUACUUACCUCACUGUUAAAACUAGCCAUUGUUCAGGGGAUAUCUUCUGUCUGUAGUUAGUACCAGGUCCGCCAAGAUGAUUUUCUAACUUCUCCAAGAGCAUGUCAAAGGUAUUUUUUGUCAUUCUUAAGUAAUUAUAAAAUUUAUCAUGACAAAGUCUUGCAUCUCUGUACAAAUGGCAGAAUUCUCCCAAACUAAUUCGUUCAUUAAAUUCAUGAACCCAAUUACAACUCCUCUUCCUACGUUUGAAUUUUAAGACACUGUUUUCCAUCAGUAAAAUCUUCCUUGCGGACUUCUAUAACGGCAUUCUCGCGACUGCAUAGCGUUAAGAAUUUGGUAUGAACAGGAAGCAAGCAUAGCACUUCACGCAACACGCGACACACUAUGCGAAGCGCGCUACAAAACAUUAUAUCCCAGAAAACAGAACCAUUCACAGCCUUAACUCUUUCCUAUCCUCUACUGGAAGUCUUCCAAUAUUGUGAUUUUCCUGUAGAGCUCUAUUUGGAAGCCCUCUGCUACCAACUUGACAAACAUAAUGCCAUGUCAUGCUUGUGUGCUGAAUAUUAUACCUUCAAUCUUUAUGUCUUUAACACCUAUAGGAACAAUAGGUUGCAAAAAUUUUGUAUUUUUCUAUAUCAAAGUGAUUUUAUAGGUGAUAGGAGUAAGGUUGGAAAUAGAAUGGCUGGGAAAAGGUUCAAAUUUUGCUUCUUUUAUUCACCUGGGAAAGUAAACUCUUAAUCAUUAUGUCAAAUUCAUACCGCUGAUCACAAAAGCAACACAAACAUUUGUUAUCAAUUUUUUAAUUGUUUCAUUUUGGCCCGGGAUGAAUUAACA